CGCGAGGGUUGAUUGGCUGCAGUAUUUGGAGCAAAGCUGCUGGACUUCUAAAGGUGACUGUGUGCUGAAAGAAACAGGUGGAGAUGUCCAAGAGGUAGCUGGAGAAAUUUACUGGUGUGCUGUUAUAUAGCUAAGCGGGAUAUUAAAAACGUGGUGUUGCUGUUAGCAGCAGGAGAUUAGGGGAUGGUGCUGAGGCUUCAAUCCGUUCUGGUCCUCUCCCUGUCGGGAGUGUUGGCUUUCCUAGGCCUGUGGUGGUACACCUCUCGGAAGAAAGAACAACCCACUGACAAGGAUAAGACGACCACAGACCAGGCGCACCUGUCCUCCUCCACCAGAGACAGAGGUAUUGGUGUUGUGGAGAACGGCCACUCCACUGGGACAGAUCGGGACAGGCACGCAGUGAGGAAGAGGUCGUUAGUGGAACAGGAGUGUGUUGAUUGUACAAACACACAAGCGGUAGCAGAGCUGGUUAACAUCCCACUCUGCCAAUCACAACCGGAGGAAAGGUUUGUGGCUGCAGAAUGUCUGAGUAGAGGCCUCGAUACUACUAAUGUGAAGCCUGUUACGGGGAGAACUGAGUCUUCAGCUCAAGUACUCCCAGAGACUGCACCUAAGAGCCAAGCCCAGGGGGGACCUGAGAAGGAUAUAGCAUUACAAAAUAAACACCAGCCAUCCUCUGAUGAGGAACAAGUUUCUUCUAUCUUUGACCUAGGCUAUAAUCCUAACCCUGGUGAGAGUGCAGGCCUAAAGCCACAUGCACCGCCACUCUCUGAGACGCUGGAGGACACUACAAACAAAACUUUCAACAAAGAGGCUGCAGAGGAGGUUCGACUAGACCCAGGGGAGGUUAGACUGGACCCAGAGGGAGAGGUUGGAGAAGACAAGAUUACAUUUUGUUUUGCAGAGAUGAAGCCUCAAACCGAUCUGGCUGAGAACUGCCUCCUCUCCAAAGACAACCUAUCUAUCCUGCCUGCUGUGGAAGAACCAACCUGUGAGUCAAGUCUACAGGAUGACACCUGUCUGGCUUCCCCCAUCAACCUCCUUACCAGUCAGGUGUCCCCCUCAAGGCAGCCAUUGGGCAUUCUGAUAUCACCUCAGAAGAAAGACCAGUCUGAGGAGUGUGAACUUAGCAGGAGUAACACAGAGGAAAUUAACCAGCUGGCGUCAAGUCUGAUUACUGACGUGGUCUCAGUAGCAGUGAGUCAAGUCCUGAAAGAACGGACCCUACUAGAACAUAAUGUUGGGCCUCUCUGUAACAGGGACCCCUUCACAUCCCAAGAUAUCAUCUCAAUGGUUAACAGUGAGACUGGGAGAGAGAUGCCUGGUCUAUUGCAGGAGGAUCAGUGUUCCACAACUGGCAGGGAGAACAUAUGUUCAUCUCCUAUAGUCUAUGAGGAUGUGAAACAUGACUGCAGCAGUAGGACUGAGCAGGCAGAGCUAGCAGAAGAAGAUUCUGCAGUAGGUGAUUCUGGCUCCAGCUCAGGUCAUUCCGAGGAGAGCUCCAGUGGCGAGGACUCGAGCUCCAGUGGCGAGGACUCGAGCCUCAGUGUGAGCCUACAACCACCCAGGGGACCUGCUGAAGGACUUGGGGCCACCAGCAUGGCCCUCCCUAACGGUCACAGGACAGAGGUGGCUGUUCCAGGCUCUGGUGUGACCAGCAUGGACUCUGUAGACCGGUACGUUGAACACGAAGCCAGGGACAACCAGCAUAUCAACAGUCCAAGUCCGCUAAGUCAACUGCUGAACAGCGAUCAGCAAAUUGAAAAAUACAUCCAGAGUUACAACAGCAGCCAACCACCGACUGUUUGGGACGUAGAGGUGCCAAAGCAUCUUGUUGGGAGAUUGAUUGGGAAGCAGGGGCGAUAUGUGAGCUACCUGAAGGAGACAUCCGGAGCAAACAUCUUCAUUGCCACCCUGCCUUACACCCAGGAGGUCCAGAUCUGCCAUAUAGAGGGGUCAAAGGAGCAGGUGGAUUGUGCUCUGGAGCUGAUCAGAAAGAAGUUCAAAGAUCUGGAUGUGACCAGCUGUUAUGUCCAUCCUCCAGUGGCCAGACUGCCCUCUCUCCCCAUCACAUCCUGGCUGCUGCUUCCCCAUAGGGUGACAGUUGAGGUAACCGUGAUCCAAGUAGCCUCUGGGAACUAUGUGUUCCUCCAGCAGCACACACACCCAACCUUCUAUGCUCUCCGCAGCCUGGACCAACAGAUGAGCUUGUGUUAUUCUCACCCAGGGUGCCCUCCCCUGCCGGCCCCAGUGGAAGUGGGAGUGAUCUGUGCUGCCCAGAUGCCUGAGGGAGCCUGGUGGAGAGCGCAGGUGAUGGGUUACUAUGAAGAAACCAAGGAGGUGGAGCUUUGCUAUGUGGACUAUGGAGGCUAUGUCCUGGUGAAGAUCGACACCCUCCGCCAGAUCAGAUCAGACUUUGUUGCCUUGCCUUUCCAAGGAUCUGAGGCGAUCCUGGAACAUAUUGCACCCCUUCCAGGAGAAGAAGGGUUCUCUGUUGCAGCCAAAUCUGCACUGGAGGAAAUGACACUAGGAUUGCCACUACUUGCACAGGUCACAAGCUGUCACACCAGUGGCAUUCCCUUGGUACAGAUAUGGAAAACUGAAGGAGAAGAGUUGGUGUCUGUGAACCGUGCUCUGGUGGAUAACGGACUGUGUAGCUGGGUAGACUGCCUCUGACUGUGAAGACAAAUCCUGGCCCUGUUUGGAUAGUUUUCAAAUGUAUCCUCCCCUUUUAAGCACAGCUCCAUAAGGGAUUGGAUAUGUGUGAGUAAGGUUACCAGCCCUAUUACCCUCACCAAUCUACCAAAUGUAUAUCUGUGAUUACUUCAAGGAAAGUAGGAAGAAAAAUUGGAUCUCUGAAGUAUUUAAACAUGGCCCCUGUCUUGCCUUUCAUCGUUCCAUCCCCUCAGUCCCAUCCUCUGGACUGUUGCCCUGUUGGGGCACAACAAUGUCUUCCUUCUCAACUCGACUGUUCAUGCUUGUUGUUUCUUUAUCACCAUGUACACUUUCUGAUGGAUUUAUUUGGUGAAGUUUUAUUUACAGCCCCCCACCCUUAUAUAAAUGUUUGUUAAUUAUGCUUACAUGAUUUUUGACCAAUAUUAUUCACGAUUCAUCUAAUUACUGUUUUGUUUUCAAUGGAUACAAUCCUAUUAAGAAACGAAAUAAAGAUGAACUGUCCUUUCUGAGGUGUCCACUUUGACCAUAGCCAGACUUAUGUUGUGAGAUGUACAGUAUAAUGAAGCUACAGUCUGUAAUUGACUUCAAUCACAUCUCAUUAAAUGAAUGCAUGUUGUGUA
Molecule: messenger RNA, 3296 nt
Organism: Oncorhynchus nerka (sockeye salmon)
Lineage: Eukaryota; Metazoa; Chordata; Actinopteri; Salmoniformes; Salmonidae
Product: A-kinase anchor protein 1, mitochondrial-like
Exons: 11
Coding region: 184-2676 (830 amino acids)
Cellular component (GO): mitochondrion; membrane
Molecular function (GO): RNA binding; protein kinase A regulatory subunit binding
Source: RefSeq, a predicted model, not a curated record